Prorocentrum cordatum is the source of this 913-nucleotide messenger RNA. The record is from the annotation of a GenBank genome assembly. Lineage: Eukaryota; Dinophyceae; Prorocentrales; Prorocentraceae.
CGCGGGCGGGCCCGCGGGCGGGGCGCCCGCGGCGGCGGCCGCCGCCGCGCCAGAGGCACGCGUUGGCGACGCCGGGCCCGCGGUUGGAGGGCCGCCCGUGCCGGCCGCGGGCACCGAGUGGCUGGGCAGUCUGCACCUGCAGGGGCUCGCAGGCACUCGUUCCUGGCUCGUGCACCUGCUCACGGGCCUCACCUACGCGGCAGUCGUGAAGGCGAUGUGCCUGGCCGGUAACAUCUUGGUGCAGCUGAGCCCUUACUCGGAGGUGAAGCUCUGGGAGCGGCGCCGCGCCACGGGCGAGGCAGACGCGGCCCCGUAUUUGUCGAUCGCUUUUGGAGGUUGGCAGUGGUGCUACUACGGCUUCUUUGCCUGGCACCUGACGGGGCAAGCAGGGUUUCUGGCUGGCGGAUCCUGGUGCACUCGAACUGUUUAGGAGCGCUCCUGGGCACGUACUACAUCGCUACCUUCUACCGCCACUGCUGGAACCAGCGGUCGCAGCAGAGCCUGCUCCGGUACCUCAGCGCGGUCGCCGUGCUGUGCUUCCUCCAGGCCUGCGCGCUCCUGGCCCUGCCUGCGGAGCGCGCCCUCUUCCUCACGGGGUUCGUCUCCUCCUUCUGCAGCUUCAUCGGGGCCUGCUCCAUGCUGACCAGCCUGCCCCAGGUGUUCCGAGACAGGGACAGCCGCGUCAUCCCGGGGGCCCUCGUGCUCGCCAAUUUUCUGAGCUCGCUGGCGUGGUGCGUCUGCGGCUGGAUCCUGUCGGACCCGCUCACACGCACUCCCAACGUCAUGUGCGCCGGCGUGAGCGCGAGCUGCCUGUACCUGAAGUACCGGUUCCCGUCCGCCGCGGGCGACGCUUCGCUCGCGGGGCUCGCCUUGGCCGAGGUGGCGGAGUGGGACGCGGCCAAGACAGGAGCCC